Messenger RNA from Dendronephthya gigantea, 1059 nucleotides. RefSeq names its product CD2 antigen cytoplasmic tail-binding protein 2-like. Gene Ontology annotation, molecular function: protein binding. The transcript is spliced from 2 exons. Bases 27 to 1019 code for a protein of 330 amino acids. NCBI's taxonomy places the organism in Eukaryota, Metazoa, Cnidaria, Anthozoa, Malacalcyonacea, Nephtheidae. The record is from RefSeq and is a predicted model, not a curated record. Gene Ontology annotation, cellular component: U5 snRNP.
UUUGAAUCUGUUACAAGAGGUGGAAAAUGUCUUCGGAAAAAAAGGUUACUUUUGCAGAACAAAACGAUGAGAAAUCCAGCCGUUUUAAAGGAAAGCAUUCGCUAGAUAGCGAUGAAGAAAGCAACGGACAAGAGGAAGAAGAUGGAAAUCUUCUUCAAGAGGAUGAUAUCGAGGGGCAAGAAGAUGCGACAAUAGACCACGAGGGGGAAGUCAAGAUCACACCAUUUAAUCUUCGAGAAGAAAUGGAAGAAGGUCAUUUCGAUGCGGCAGGUAACUACUUUGUCAAGAAAGACAAGGAGAUCCGUGAUGAAUGGUUGGAUGCUGUCGACUGGCAAAAAAUAGACGAAAGAGCAGCGAAAAUUGAAAAGGAAAAAAAUGACGAACAGUUUGAAGACGCACCAGAGGAUGUUGACAAGGUUACCAUAAUUAAGUCGAUUCUUGAAAUCCUCAAACCAGGGGAAACAGUUUUAAAAGCGUUGAAACGGCUUGGAGGAAAAACCCAGACACAGAGUUCUGCAUCGAUGAGGUGGAAGGCAAAACGAAAAAAGACAGACGAAGGCGCGGAAAUCGACAAGAGUUCUGAAAUGGAUAAAAGUGAAAACAAAGAACUACUUUUGAAACUUACUGGUCUCGCUGAUGAACUUUUGCAAGCUGGUAUGUUCAGCGUCUAUCAGGAUACCUAUGAGAAAAUGGCAUAUAAAGUCAAGGAAAUGCAAAAGGAGAAAGCGGAAGCACUCGAGGACGACGCCCUCGAGGCGGCAUUCCGACAGGGAGGAGGUGGGGAGUCGAGUUCUCCACCUGCGGAAACGCCAAAGGAACCGAGCAUUGAGGAUGAUACAACUUGGGUUUAUAAGUGGGAGAACAAGGAAGAUGCAGAGACUUUCGGACCUUUUGGCAGCUCGCAGAUGUUGGAUUGGGUUAACCAGGGGCAUUUCGGUGAUGGGGUCUGGGUACGUAAGUCAAAUCACUCUGGAGACUUUCACAGCUCGAAGCGUAUUGACUUUGAACUUUAUACAUAAUGAAACAAUUUGAAGCAAUUUGAUUAAUGUAUUAACAUAG